This is a messenger RNA of Naegleria fowleri, 3933 nucleotides long. RefSeq lists its product as uncharacterized. The record is from RefSeq and is a predicted model, not a curated record. The transcript has 2 exons. NCBI's taxonomy places the organism in Eukaryota, Heterolobosea, Eutetramitea, Acrasida, Naegleriidae. Bases 1 to 3933 code for a protein of 1310 amino acids. Gene Ontology annotation, molecular function: nucleic acid binding; RNA-DNA hybrid ribonuclease activity.
AUGCUCCAGGAAGUUAAAAGCGUCUACAUUGGUCCAGAUUUUCCCUCUAUAUAUUAUUCUUCAUUUACAUAUUAUCACAAUCCAAGAGAUUCCUGUGGUGUAUCUAUUUGCCUCAACAAAAGCACUUUCAAAGAUAUUGAAGAAAUCAUCUUAGAUCCGAUCAUUAAGAAUAACGCGCGAAUUAUUGGCGUGAAAUGUAAAAUCAAUUCAAUUAAUACUCUAGUAAUUUCUGCGUACUUUCCAAAUCAACCAGCUGACAGAUGUGAAUUCACAUAUAUUCUUGACAACCUAAUUGAAAAAUAUCCUAACUACAAAAUCAUUAUUGGAGGUGAUUACAAUGCGAUUUUAUCCGAGAAUCACUCCUCAAACGAAUCUAGAAGAACUGAUCAAAACAUACUAGAUCUUAUUAACAAGAGAAAUCUUAAUUACUAUCCUUUCCCUCAUUUAUCAUGGCACCUUCAUUAUACUAUUAACAAACAAUCCAAGUCUAUAAUAGAUUACAUAUCCACAGAUUUUCCAAUUGCAUCUGGAGAAGUACUGAAUGCCAACUUCAUAUCAGAUCACAAAAUGGUUAAAAUUCUACUUGACCUCUCAUGUCAACGAACACCUUUGUUAAUUCGGAAGAAGCGUAACUUUCAAGAUCCCAAAAAUAAGAAAGAAGUGCUGGCCAUUAGCAAAGAAUGUGUAUCUCAAGUUAAGAAUUUAGAAUCUGAUAACGACAAAUGGCUUUUCAUUUGUGAUAAACUAGGCGACAAAUUUGUGGAGGUCAAUCCACCUAAACUUGAUCCUAAAAUCUACAAAUAUAAUAAGCAAUAUAAGAAGCUCAUGUUAAUACUUGAUAGAAAUGAGCACGGAUAUCCUUGUGACAAACUUUUGACCACUAUUGGUAAAACUUUAGAACAGGUUCCAAAAUGUCUUGCAAGUGUCAAAGAGAAAAUCAAGAACCAUAUCAAAUGGAGCCAUGAUAAGGCUUUGAACAGAAAGAUGAAAUGGUGGGAACAAAACUAUGCAACCAACUCUAAACAUCUGAGAAAGAAAAUUUACAAAACGUCAUCACCACCAUACAAAUUAUCUAUCGAAGGAACUGAAAUUAGUGACCCCAAUGAAGUUGCCAAUGUGAUCAAGGACAAAUAUCAACAAAACCUCAACUUUAGAGGAAGAAAUCAUCAAAUUGACAUUACCAAGUUUUUCAAGUACAAACAUCCAUUAAUUGAUAAUUGCAAUGACAAAAUACUCGGUAGAAUUACCACGGAAGAGAAAGAAUGGAUAAUUCAGAAUUUGAAAUCCACAGCACCCAAUGAACUAGGUUUAAGACAAAAAACUAUCAAAUACAUGUGUAAGGAAUUACAGGAGGAAAUUUUUCAAAUUAUUGAAAAUAUCAUUACAACUGGAUUUACUCCUGAAUCUAUGCAAAGUGUCAGCAUUCUCCCAAUUCACAAAAAGAAUAAGGACCACUCAAACCCUGCUAACUAUAGACCUAUUGCCCUUAUGGACUCAGGACUUAAAAUAGCUACUAAAUUAAUCACCAAAAGAUUGAAGGAAGUGUUAAAGGGAAGAUUAUCAUUAGCUCAAUUUGGUGCUUAUGACUCAUUACCGAGAAUUAUGCUUCGUGAUGGACUGCUAUUCUUAGGGAUUGAUGAAAUUACUGCUGAUGGAAUUCUGGAAAUAUUAGGUGAAUCUACGACAAAGUUUGUUAUACCUAAUGGUAAAUCUGAAUGUUUCAAUGUGAAAGAUGGAUUGAAACAAGGCGACACCUUCUCUCCCCUUGCAUUCAAAAUUGCGCUUGAGCCUCUCUUACAAUUUUUAGAAAUAACAUAUAAUGGUGCUAGUGUUGCAAAUUAUUGGAACAUUAGUACAGGCGCAUGGAUUGAUGAUUUGAACUCAUUUUCCAACGAACUACCUGAAAUUGAAAAUUCUUUGCAUGACAUUGAAACCUAUCUUCAUGGCUAUCACAUGGAAUUAGAUCAUUCCAAAACUAACCUCUUCUCUGAUAAGGAAUGUAGUAUCAAGACAUUAUCUGGAAGUACGAUCAAAAGUAAUGAUUCUAUUAUUAUACUUGGUAAUAAUAUUACCAAUAAUACUGAGGAACAAAAGAAAUACACUACUUCAAUUAUUGAAGAAGUUAAAAGAAGAACUAACUCUAUUGGCUGGAAUUUUCCAAUACAGAACGUUGUCAAAAUUAUCAACACAGACAUUGUUCCGUAUGCACUGUACCACCUAAUUCCUCUUGCUAAUGACCAUCUAGAGAAACAAAUUGAUAAAUUCUUUCGCAACUUUAUAUGUGAAAGAUUAAGAACCAAGAGAAAAUUAGCUCUCGAGUGGUUUUAUACUCAUCAAGACAAAGGUGGACUUGGAUUAAUUUCUGUUCAAGAAAUGAGUUACUCGGACCUAAUGUGUAAAGUCAGAAAGUUCCUUGAACAAUAUGAUAUUUGUCUUGGAUCUUCUACAAGAUUCCUUUGUGAACGAAUCAAACAGGAGCAUGGUUUUGACAUCCUCAAUGAUCCAAUCCCUACUUGGUAUAAACCAGACCCAUGGAUUCCUCAAUAUCUCAAGAGAAUAAUUUUCAUGAACAAAUCUUCCAAUAUUAGAUUGUGGCAUUCGAGUGACCAAUGGCAUGAAAAAACUCUCAUCCCUUAUGGAAAAUUCCCUAAAGGUUUAAGACAAUUCCUGCUCUAUAAAGAUUGGAACAGAUUAAGUAUGUGGGUUCCUGACCCUAAAAAUUUACAAGUGAAAUUACAUAAUGACAUCAAACAUUCCAAUCAUGUCACCCAAAUUCGCAACAUUCUCAAUAGCAUGGAUUUUGGAAAAAUCAAAGACGAAAGCAAAUACUACAAAUAUGUUGGUAACAACACAUCCAUGUCAAACCUCUUGAACAAAGCUACACUAAUUGGUACUGACGGAUCGUGUAACAAUAAUAUUGCUGGAUACGGUAUCGUAACUGAUCAGAAUGUUUCCAUCUCAAGUCACACCUUAGGACAAGGAACUUCCUACAACAGUGAAGUUCAAGCGCUCCACACAGUUGUUAGAUUGCUAGAUAACAACACUCCUAGAACAAUAGUCAUAGAUGCGAAAAGUAUUUAUGACCAACUUUUCCAAUUCAGAAAAUCUAGAGAUCCUUAUGUUGAAGAAAUUCGUAAUUAUUUAAAAAUGAAGGAUCAGAUCAAAAUUAUGCAUGUUAAUAGUCAUACAGGUAAACAAGAUAUCUAUAGCCGCAUAAAUGAAUUAGCAGAUAGGGCUGCUAAGAAAGGUGCUGAUUGUAACAAUAUUCUUACUAAUAUUCCAUCCAAUAAUUGGUAUAUUAUUAUCAACAAUGUAUUAUACACUCAAAACAUUAGACAAACAAUGUACAAACUUCUAUUUCAACGCCUCCACAAAAGAACAUAUACGCCAAAGAACCUUCCUCCCAAGAACAGAAAGUUCACCAACAUUUACCCCUCAAUAGGAAUCGGUUUCAAAACCUUAAAUCUAAUAUUUAAAAUUAGAAUGAACGUGAUGAAGACUUUGGAAAAUUUAAACAAGAUAUCCAAGACGAACUUGCUAUGUCCUUGCUGUAGUAGAGAGACAAUGCAACACAUUAUUUUUGAAUGUAAAUACUAUAGUGAUAUAAGAAAAGAAAUGUUUAGGAAUUUAUAUAAUAUCUCAAUAUAUGCAAAGAAUAACAAGAAAUUCUCCAAACGACUAUUGUACCUCAUCAAGACUAAACAAGAUAUCCAUAGCCUAACAGGUGCUAAAGUUGGAUUGGGUAAGAAAUGGGACAAAGUAUUUACUAAGGAAGCUUAUCGAUCUAUUACUAAAAUGUGGAUGAAACGAAAUCAUUUUUUCAUGGAAGAAUUGAAACUCACCUGGAAUGAAUUUGAACAACAAUACGAUUUUAAUCCUAAUUUCAUUGAUUUGAACAAGUUUAAACUAUACAUGAAAUACCCACGACCAUGA